GGGCAUUAGGAACAGAGGCGUAACUAGGGUUACUGGAGCUGAAAAUGGUGCUCUUUGUGAUGGAGUAAAUCUUAAGGAUUCUGGAUCUGCACCACAAUGGUUCAAUUGACAACAUGAAGAACAAGCUAUCAUUAUUUACGGCCAGAAGACCAUUUCCUGUCUUGGUUGUCUUUUAUGCCAUUGGACUUGCUAGCCUUCUGCCAUGGAAUUUUUUUAUUACAGCCGAUGGGUACUGGCAAUACAAACUCCGCAACGUCAGUUUGGGAGACGACUGGAACGUUGGUAAGGCCAACUACACGACCCUCCAAAUAACAUUCACGUCAACAAUGGUCAUCAUCUCCAACGUCUUCUGCACAGUCUUCCUUGUUGUCUCCUCUGCCAUUGUUAACAGGGUGAGCGAGUGGAUGCGACACGCUGGGUCACUGGCAGUUUCCCUGGCCGCCAUGAUUGUCGUGACGGUCAUGACCUUCAUCAACACAGAUUCAUGGCAAUUGGGCUUUUACAUAGUAACCAUGAUCAUCGUUGCACUUCUUAAUAUGGCGGUUGCUGUUGUCCAAGCGUCAUCAUACGGAUUAGCUGGGAUGUUCCCGGAGUCGUGCAUGAGCGGCCUGGUGUCAGGGCAAGCAAUAUCUGGCAUAUUUUCCUCAGUGGCCAUGAUCGUCUCUCUUCUUGUUGGUGGCAAUGACGUUAUCAGUGCCCUUAUUUUCUUUCUCGUCGCAGAUGUCACUUUAGUGUUAACCAUUGCUGGAUAUAUAUACUUAACCAAAACAAAAUACUAUGCAGAGGUAAAAUCAGCCGUUGUCAAAGGUGAAGUGGAUAAGAAACAGAGUAUAGGUAAUGAUUGGGAAUCCUACCGAACGGUUCUAAAGAAGGUUUGGCUGAUGGGUUUGACGUGUGGCGGCACCUUGCUAUUUACGCUAAUGAUAUAUCCAGCUGUUUUGGUUUAUGUCACCUCAACGUUACCAGACUCCCGCUGGACUGAAGUCUUCUUUCAACCCACUAUAACGUUCCUUGUCUUUAAUAUCGGUGACUGGCUUGGCAGAGAGGCUCCCAGACUGGUUAAAUGGUCACCAGAAACUCCAAAACGAAAUGAAGUCUCAGGCAGCCCUUACCUAUCAAGACUUCAUUCUUCUGUAUCAAAAAAGCCUGGGCCAGAUGGAUGGGGUCUGCACAUUGUGGGAGCAACGAGAGUUAUUUUCAUUCCACUGCUGAUGCUAUGCCAUGGAGACAACAAAACCUUUCCAACGCUGUUUGAUAACGAUGGCUAUUAUGUUGCUCUUUUGUUCCUCUUCGCGUUUACGAAUGGCUAUGUGAUGACAUUAGCCUUGAUAUAUUACCCAGGCCUCGUGUUAGAAGAAGAAACUGAAUUGGCAGGAACGAUUAUGGGGGCCAUUUUGGGAAUUGAGAUGGUCAUCGGAUCUCUCCUGUCUCCUGCAUUUGUAAUGCUCUGGGGACCUACUGGAACUGAUUAAAAAAAGACACUGAAAGAUAGUGAAAAUGCAAGUGAAUUGUACUUAAGCCGAUAACUUCGGCUUGAAACGUGAGAGUAAGUUUUAAUGUUACAAAAAUCAGUUUUUUAAUAUAUAUCUGUCUUCAUAAAGGUAUUUUAGUCUGUGGAACUAUAAAAUGGUGCUUUUGAACAUGGGAAGCUUUACAUUAAUUUAAGAAUCAGUCAAAGACAAUGGGUGUUAUGAAGUGUGAGCCCGCACAUAAAUUAUAUUCCAUAUUAGAGGUGUAUUGAAUAUCCACAUCCACAUCGGCAGGUUAUCCGUAUUUUUUAUAAAUCCACUCUGACAAUUUUUUAACAUCUGCAUUAGCAUUGUGACAACAUCCGCAUCUGCAGUUUGAGAAUGCGGAUGCGAGAAUAUCACCCCCUGCUCAGUGUUCAAUGGUUCAUACUCAUACAUUGUAAUUUAGCUAAAAGCAGAUUUUGGUUUUUAUGUUUUUUGCUAAAUUUAGCCUUUUCGUUUUAUUAUACAGAAUACAUAAUACACAGUUAUACAUUUCCCACAGUAAAUAUUUUAUAAGUAACUCUCUCUCUCUCUCUCUCUCUCUCUCUCUCUCUCUCUCUCUCUCUCUCUCUCUCUAAUGCAAAGAAUGUCUUUGAGUUUUGUUAACCUUAUCAUACAAUAAGCAUGAAAUAAUCUUGUGCUAAGACAACUAGAACGUUCGUGUAUCGCCGUUACUGUUUGUUUGUAUGUUCAUAUGAGAGUAAACACACACGUACAUGAGUAUCACUCAUGUUUCUACUUUUAAUUAAAUUAUUACAUCAAAUAUUAUGUGGUAACACAUAAUUUUGAAUUAUUUGGUUGAAAAUCGUCUUUAACAAUUAAAUAUAUCUAAAUUAUUUAGGUUUACAAAGUAUCCGCAUCCGCGAGGGUAUGGUCAUCAAAUAUCCGCAUCUGCAUCCGUAUCCGCAAAUUUAAAAGGUUGAUAUCCACAUCCGCAAAUCCCACUUGCAGACAUCCGGUACAUCUCUAUUCCAUAGAGAAAAUAUACCAAACAUUUAUAAUCAUAAUACUACUGUUAAUAAAUUGAAAAUACAAUAAAUUGCAAAUAAACUGGUCUCUGGGACAUUAUGGUGAUGGUUCCCAGGAAAUGCUAGUAAGAAUGGUAGGUUUUGAUGUUAGAAUAUCAUAUGACAAUGUUAAAUAGGAAAAACUGUCGCGAAUUGGUGUAUUUCAAUUUGCUAUUGUGAAGUUUUUUUCUUACAAAAUACCUGUAAAAACCUUAGUUUUUAAUAUGAAGCCGAGAAACAAUAGAUGUAAAUCAUCUGAAACAUUUUAUAGAGCCUGAAACACCAAGAGCCAAAUGGUUCCUAGGAUGGGCUCUCAUGUGUAUGCAAGAAACAAAAACGGUCAUCCAGGCCAGAGUGGACUUAUAGUAGAAGCUCUUACUGGACGAUGACAGACAUGUACAAGAAAGAAACAUGAUCAUUCAAGGAAGGAAAUGAACAUUAAAUGUCCGGAGUACUAUGUAUCUGCAAAGUUUUUAUUAUAUUUUUAUGGGUAUCAAAAAGAAAAAAAAAAAAAAAAAAAAAGUCCCGCGAAAAAUAAUUGAUGCUCGUGCAUGUGAGAGAGAGAGAGAGAGAGAGAGAGAGAGAGAGAGAGAGAGAGAGAGAGAGAGAGAGAUUGAAUAGCUUUGUGACAACUGAUGGGAAUACAGAGAGGAAGGUUGACUGAUAUAAUAAAAGACUCACCGCGGGUAAAUAAAAUAAGAAUUUUAAGACUUAAAACCAGAAAAACAUCGAAAUUAGAAAUAGUCAGUUUCUGGCAAAAUCAUUGACAUUACUAGUAGUCCCCAUCCUCAACACCAGUAAACUUUGUGACCACCUGCUUCCCAUCAAAUUAGGUCCAGCUCCGAAGACAGUUUCUUAACGAGUAGAUUUUUUCUUUUCUUUUCUCAGAUUUUAGGUGUUAAAAGCGUGAAAUUUGUUUUCCUUUUCCGCUGAAUUAUUUCAGUCAUAAAAAAAUUCAGUCUAAGGAUCAGUUCAGUUUUCUCUUUCAAAUUACAAAGUUGAGCAAUAUCCAAAUUUACGGAUUUAAGUAAGACCGGAUAACUUUCACAAUAACUUCUUGGGCUUGAAGUGUUCCUUUAGCUUUGACAGACUAAAAGAAGUUUGUUAAAUGGCAGAAUAUUUUUUUUACAUCAAAAUUAAAAGAGUAGUUUAGUAGAAAUUCCUCUAGAUAAACCGCGUAGCACAGCUCAAUGACGCUAGAAAAAGGAUGACUAAAAUUCCCUAGACUGGAAGAGGGCAAAGUAUUAUAAUGGAGCCAGUGGAGGUAUACAACAGACCGUGGACGAGAUACAAAAAAACAGGUCAUCGGACAAAAUCAUAUCACAAGGACACCCUGAAGAUAAUAGGAACCAUAGUCAGUUUAAAAUAGCUCUGUGUAAAUAGGUCAUAUGAGAAAAUGUGUAUAUAACAGAAAAUAGAACCAAAUUUUACCGUUUGGUCGUUUCCUCUUAUCAACUGAAACGCGAUUCCUCGUCGAUUCCUCUCAAAUUACAAUAAGUACCAGAAUAUUUGUAUUUCUUGUAUUUUUUUGCAUUUUUCUGUGAUACAUACUUACUGUGAUGGUGCUUUUUAGCAUUUGUUGCGAAAUAAAAUAUGAAAACAAAUAAUUGGAUCGUAUAAUUUACUACUGUUACCGUAAAUAUAAUUGUUAUUAAAUCUA
Molecule: messenger RNA, 4178 nt
Organism: Macrobrachium nipponense
Lineage: Eukaryota; Metazoa; Arthropoda; Malacostraca; Decapoda; Palaemonidae
Product: equilibrative nucleoside transporter 1-like
Exons: 10
Coding region: 114-1472 (452 amino acids)
Biological process (GO): nucleoside transmembrane transport
Cellular component (GO): plasma membrane
Molecular function (GO): nucleoside transmembrane transporter activity
Source: RefSeq, a predicted model, not a curated record